Molecule: messenger RNA, 1582 nt
Organism: Blastomyces gilchristii SLH14081
Lineage: Eukaryota; Fungi; Ascomycota; Eurotiomycetes; Onygenales; Ajellomycetaceae
Exons: 2
Coding region: 31-507 (158 amino acids)
Molecular function (GO): oxidoreductase activity
Source: RefSeq, a predicted model, not a curated record
AAAAAAAAAAAAAAAACAAAUCCAGACCGCAUGCUCCGCAAAAUGGGCCCCCAAAUGACCGAGGCAGCCCAAACCCGCCUAAAACGCGUCGGGGCAGCGCUGGGUAUCAAUUUCAAGUUUGGCGGGUCCAUGGGCAGCUCGCGGCUUGCGCAUGUACUCCUGCACACCACCGCGGCGGAAAAGGGGCUGGUGAUGCAGAGUAAAGUUUCGGAGAUGUUGUUUCAGUAUCAGUUUGAGAGGGAGGAGGAUGUUAGUUGUGUCGAUACGCUUGUGAGGGCUGCGGUGGAAGUAGGGUUAGGGGAGGGGGAGGUUAGGGAGUGGUUGGCGGGGGAGGGAGCGGGGAGGGGGGUGGUGGAGGUUAUUGAGGAGGAGGGGAGGAGGGUUAGGGAGGAAGGGGUGAAGGGGGUGCCGCAUUUUGUUAUUGGGGGGAGUUAUCAUGUUGAUGGAGCGGUAGAUGUUGGGGAAUUUUUCGAGAAGGUGGUGGAGGUUAGGGAGGGGAGAGGAUGAGAGGGUGGUGGAUCGGGGACAGCGGGUGGUACUUGUAGCUCGUCGAGGGAGGGAGGGGGGAUGGAUACAUGUUGAAGAAUAUCUAUCUCUGUGUGUUUUGAAGGGUUGUGUAACACCAUGCAAGAGCGGAACUUUCUACGAAGAAUCAUGAUAGAUGAACAGAACACUGUCUCUUACAUGCAGAAGCAAACUUCCUCUGCUAUUUCGAAAAUGCAUCAAAUACCGUCUUCAGAACAGGAUAUAUAUAAACUAAACCCUCCUCACUUCUCACCUCCGUCCAGACGUACCGCAUUCAGUCAUUCGACACAUCCGUAAUCCCCAACUCAGCAUACGCCUCCCCUCUUCCAACCCUCUCCACCAACGCCUUGAACGCAUUCCCAGCCCACCUAAAGUCCUCCAGAUCCAGAUAAGUCUGCGCACUCAGUCGUGUCCACAACCAGCCACCAUGCGGGAAUGUCGGCGCGGCAGAGUUAUACUCAUAAAUAAACUUCUCGUGUAUCCAUUUAGCAACAGCCAUUGCAUCUCUGCCCUUGAUAAUGGGAUACGGAGAUUCCUUCUCGACAUGUCGGCCACUCCCAUCAUCAACCGCGAGGGGUAAACGGACGUUGGCGAAUGCACAUUGGCGGAUCUUACUGGCGCCUACCACCUUGGGAUCGACGCCAGGUUCGCUCAUGACGUCUGUGCCGAGUAUCUCAGCCACGAGAUUGCCGCCCUCGUGCGCCAAUUGCUGACAAUACGACAUGAUCUUUUCCUCGCCGCCGCAGACCUCUUCGCGGAAUUUAACAGCGGCGGGGAUACAGUUGUAUGGCGAAUCAUCGUUCGUGGCCACAAACUCAAACUGGAACUCAAAGGCGGAUUUGCCGGCUACUCUUGGGAUUGGGAGAUCUACCUCCAUGUUGACGGGGACGAAACCAUGCGAGGUGGGGAGCGUUGUGCGAAUUAGGUGCUGGUUGCGGAUAGGGACAUGGAAGACUGCGCAACCGCGGGGGACGUAGAGCCAUCUAAAAGAAGUGUUAGAGGUGUGUUGUAUAGGGCAAUGGGAGAAUAGAUUUUGGGCAACGCGAACAUUCAACCC